AUGGAAAGGACAAAUAGACGAUAUACACCUCAAGGAUCUUCUUCCUAUCAACCUUUCUCUCAACAACUUCCUGUGUCUUUUCGUUUACCACCAGCCCCAGUUCACGCUCGUGCUAGUAAGACAGUUUUAGGAAGCACAGAGAUUGUUCAAAAAACUAGUAUAGGCAACGCAUUUGUCAAUAAUGAUCCGUUUAUUCCUUUAAAUCCGUUAACAGUUGAAGAAAUUAGGGUGUUUGAGGAUAAAAAGGCAGCUGAAAACAAUGCAAGAAAGAGGCGGAGAAGUUCAGAUUAUGAUAAAUGGAAGCGUCCAAACAGUCAAGAGAUUCCUUGGCUAAGAAACGAAUGUAGUAUUAAAUAUACAAGUGUGGUUCAAAGAUUGCAUUAUGAAAUUCUAGAAUUUGUUGAAUAUCUUAUGCCAACAGAUUUAGAGCGUUUAUUUCGUGCCUUUGUAAUAAAACGUAUUCAGAAGGCCAUCAGAGCUGUUUAUCCAACUGCAGAAGUAAUGGCAUUUGGUAGUUAUAAUACGGGUCUUUAUCUUCCAACAAGUGAUAUUGAUCUAGUAUGUUUUAUACAACAAAGGAAUCCACUGAGGGAGAUUGUAGCGAUAUUAAAUAAAAAUAAUAUUUGCGAAGGUAGACCUAUUCCAAUUGCAAAUGCAGUGGUUCCAAUUAUCAAAUUAAAAGAGAAAUAUACAAGAUAUAAUGUUGAUAUAUCUUUCAAUCAAGCUUCUGGAUUUGGUUCUGCCGCCACGAUGAAACGUUUCAUGAGAGAAUGGCCCUCACUUAGUAAACUGGUAGUUACUUUAAAAUAUUUUUUACAUCAUCAUGAACUUGACGAUCCUGCAUGCGGAGGGAUGGGCGGAUAUACUGUCUUUUGUAUGAUUCUUAGUUUCCUACAGCUGCAUCCUGAAAUUCAAAAAGGUGUAGUUGUCCCUGAAGACGAAAAUCUUGGCGUAUUGCUGAUUGAAUUUUUCGAACUUUAUGGCGUUAAUUACAAUUAUGAAGAACUUGCUAUACGUGUUGCAAAGGAUAAAAAAAGAUCUGGAUCAAACAUAGGGUAUUGUCGAAAGAGAUAUGAAGACUGGGCUACGAAGGAUCCAAUUACAAACAUUUGUAUACAAGAUCCAUCAGAUUCCACAAAUGACAUAGCACGAUCUACGAAAAAUAUGCGCAUAAUUCAGGACGAAUUCCGGCGAGCAUUCCAACGCCUGGUUACUCGGGUCGGCUACUUGGAUAGUUGUACGCCCCGCGAUGAAGAUGGUGCAUUUAAAGACUUGCAAAAUUUUUCAAUAUUAUCUUCUAUUGUUUACAUUAAUUCUGAUGUCAGAAAGCGUCGAGAUCAACUUUGCAAGGAUUAUAGAAAUGGGGACCUUGGCACUGUAAUGGCCUCGUGUGGAACAGACCUACGGCACCGGGAUGUUGAUGAUAUCAUAGGCAUGUUCAAGCUUGAAAUUGCAGAGGCCGAUCGUUUAAAAAGCUAUAAAUUUGCACGGAUAAAAAAUCAUAAUGGUAGGCGUUAUACUCCACCAUCUCCAUCAAUCAGACGUGAAAGAUCACCAGUUUAUAACUACCGCACCUCAACUAGUAUUGAGCAAAUUUAUGUUGAAGAUAAUUCGGAUAUGGAAAUGUCCGAUGAAUAUAUUUCCGAUUAUACUUCAAAUGACAGAAAGCUCAAAAACGGUAUUAGUGAUUCCAAUGGGAAAAAAAAAUCGAACAAAAGGCAUAGGCGGGAUAGAGGGGAUUAA
This is a messenger RNA of Dentiscutata erythropus, 1743 nucleotides long. The record is from the annotation of a GenBank genome assembly. Lineage: Eukaryota; Fungi; Glomeromycota; Glomeromycetes; Diversisporales; Gigasporaceae.